Malassezia pachydermatis is the source of this 1680-nucleotide messenger RNA. RefSeq names its product Sorting NeXin. The record is from RefSeq and is a predicted model, not a curated record. Gene Ontology annotation, molecular function: phosphatidylinositol binding. The transcript is spliced from 5 exons. Bases 1 to 1680 code for a protein of 559 amino acids. NCBI's taxonomy places the organism in Eukaryota, Fungi, Basidiomycota, Malasseziomycetes, Malasseziales, Malasseziaceae. Gene Ontology annotation, biological process: retrograde transport, endosome to Golgi.
AUGACAGAUCCUUGGUCGGAGGCCGAGGCAGAGCCACUCAAAGCUACCCUAUCCUUCGAACAUAAUGAGAGUGAACAGCAUCGUCCUACAUCUGGUUCAAGUAUCGAACCAGUGUCUGCGCCAGACUACGAGGCCAGCGAGAUUCGAAUCGUCGAUGCUGCUGUGGCUUCAGAACUGGCCAAGUCCGUCUAUGUAAUCUAUGUUAUUGUUUCACCGGGCUUGGAAGCGAAGCGACGAUACUCCGAAUUUGAAGCGUUGCGCGAUGCGCUGGUCCAACUGCAUCCGACGCUCAUUAUCCCGCCGAUUCCAUCAAAGCACAGUCUAUCCGACUACGCUAUGAAACAAGGGCGUGCUAAAGUGGAUCCGGCUAUCAUGACAAAGCGCACCCGCAUGCUAGAACGAUUCUUGCGUCGGAUCGAUACUCACCCUGUACUGCGCCAUGAUAUUGUAUUCCGUCGCUUCCUUGAUUCUCGCUAUACAUGGCAUGAAAUCAAGAACACAGCACCUCUGACUAUGCUACCGAAGAACAACCUCGCUGCGCCACCACAGCAGCCCGCCAACCCAGAUGCACCUGGUUUCUACCUCGUUUUGCCCACGCCCUCAACGACAGCCAAGCUGCAAACGCCUCAUACACGGUUUCAAGACUCGGAAGCCUUUACAAACCGGUUUGAAUCGCAUAUGGCCCAUUCCAUGGAGCCUGUCAACCGCCGUCUAGUACGUCGUUGGCAGGAUAUUGGCCACGACUUUGCUGAGUUGGGUACCCUUCUGCAUGCGCAAGCGCCAUCGGAAGCUGAGGCGCUUGCGCCCCUGGUAGACAAGGUGGCGGAGGCUGCCGAGAAAACGAGCGAGUCCAUUAAUGAAAUGACACAGGCAUGGGAAUCGCAGAUCACUGAGCCAUUAAAUGAGUAUACCCAGUAUGGCACGAUUCUGCAAAAGAUCAUCAAGUGGCGACAUUUAAAGCAGCAACAGCUAGAAACCACACAGGAUUCGCUCGAGCAGAAACGCCAGCAACUGAAAGCCAUGGAGCGUGUCGAAGCAGAGGCAGCACGCUUGCAACAGGCUCUCGAGACAGGCGGUGCAAGUCUCAUGGCUUCCCAGACAGAGGCCCAACAGCCUUCGCAGCGAGUGUCUGUAUAUGGACGCGCAGCUGAAAUGGAGGAGGAGGACCCGUGGGCCACCCCCUCGACGAAGGCAAAGGACCGAAUGCCGGAACCUGAGGUGGCCUCAGCGCCCUCUUCUACCAUGCCUAUCGAGGCAGCAACCCUCGCCUCGAUCAAGCCUACAUCCCGUGGAAUUUUGGGCUCCCUGAGCGAUACGCUAGCGAGUGUCAUGGAUCGCGAUCCCGACCGGACACGCCAAGCGAACUUGGCUCGUCUUCGCGCAGAAGUUGUGUUGUUACAGGACGGCCUAACGCAGUCUCUGAAGGACAUGGAAUACGUCAACUCAUCAAUCCAAGCAUCGCUAGACCGUUUCCAGCGUCUCAAAGUGGCGGAUUUCCGUAAAUUGAUGCUUGAUAUGGCCUAUAUGCAGCGCGAGCACUGUGCCAAAAGCCUAGAGGCUUGGCGCCAAGCACGCGAUCAGGUGAAGCACAUAGGGGCCGAGGCAUGGGAGGGUAUGCCGGAUGCGCAUUUGCCCUCCAAGGGCCGUGGCUCUACGAUACGGCGCAGUGGCGACGCUUAA